GGCUGGGAAACCGGGGUGCGGGAGGAAACUGGAGCUGGGCGGUGAGCCCCGAGGCUCCACUCACUGCUCAGGUUCCUCCGGUCUGGGGUGACUGUGCCCGGGGGUCACGAUCGCCUUGUCAGACUAUGCUUUCAGAAUAUUCUCUGCAUUGCCAACAGCAAAAGAAAAUGAAUGGAUCUCUGGAGUUGGUAUCAUUUGAGGAUGUGUGUGUGGACUUCAGCUGGGAGGAGUGGAAGGACCUGGAUGAUAUUCAGAAGACACUAUAUAGGGAUGUGAUGCUGGAGACCUACAGCAACAUGGUUUCCUUGGGACACUGUGUUCUUAAACCUGAAGUGAUUUUUAAGCUGGAGCAAGGGGCAGAGCCAUGGCUGAGAGAAGCCCCAGACAACAAUAUCACAGAUGUCCAGCAAUUAGAUGGCUUGAUUGAAAUAUGCCAGGAAAGUCCAGACACACACCUGUUGCAAGUUGUAAUCACCAGUAGCAACACAGUGGAAGAAAGAGUUAGCUCUUUAGGUGUAAAAGGUGUAGGAAAUCAUUUUACUAUAAACCAGGCUUCACUCACACAGCAGAGAUACCCUAUGAAAACAAUGAAUGCAGUUAGCAGAAGUAAGAUCUCAGCAAGUCUCAGAGAACUCACACAGGAGAAAAAUCACAUGAAUGUAACACAUGUGGAAAAAAUUUCAAGCAAAACUCAUACAUCAGUGUGUAUCAGAGAAGACACACAGGAGAGAAAUCUUAUGAAUUUAACCUAUGUGGAAAGCUUUUCUAAUGGACAUCACAGGUCAGCAUGCAUCAGAGAACAUACAGGGGAGAAACAAUAUGAAUGUAAUGCCCAUGGAAAGUGUUUCAUCAUACAGUCAUACCUCAGUGAGCAUCAGAGAACACACCCAGGAGAGAAACCAUAUGAAUGCAACACAUGUGGAAAGUCUUUCAACUGCAAGUCAGGUCUCCGCAACCAUCAUAAAACACACACAGGAGAGAAAUCUUACGAAUGCAACAAAUGUGGCAAGUCUUUCAACCACAAUUCAGCCUUGUAUGUGCAUCAGAGAACACACACAGGGGAGAAGCCAUAUGAAUGUAACACAUGUGGAAAGUCUUUCUCCCAGAACUCAAACCUCAAUUUUCAUCAGAGAACACACACAGGAGAGAAACCAUAUGAAUGUGACACAUGUGGAAAGUCUUUCAACUGCAAGUCAGGUCUCCGCAAACAUCAGAGAACACACACAGGUGAGAAACCUUAUGAAUGUAGCAAAUGUGGCAAGUCUUUCAACCACAAUUCAGCAUUGCAUGUACAUCAGAGAACACACACAGGGGAGAAGCCAUAUGAAUGUAACACAUGUGGAAAGUCUUUCACCCAGAACUCAAACCUCAAUGUUCAUCAGAGAACACAUACCGGAGAGAAACCAUAUGGAUGUAACAAAUGUGGAAAGUCUUUCGCCUGCAAGGCAAACCUCAAUAACCAUCAGAGAAUACACACAGCAGAGAAGCCAUAUGAAUGUAAUACAUGUGGAAAGUCUUUCAGAUGGAUGUCAGAUCUCAGCAAACAUCAGAGAACACAAACAGGAGAGAAACCUUAUGAAUAUAACAAAUGUGGCAAGUCUUUGAAGCACACUUCAGCCUUGCAUGAAAAUCAGAUAACAGACACAGGAGAAAAAUCAUAUGACUGUAACACAUGUGGAAAGUCUUUCAACUCCAAGUCAGAUCUCUACAAACAUCAGAGAACACACACAAGAGAGAAACUAUAUGAAUGUCAUAAAUGUGGCAAGUCUUUCAACCACAUUUCAGCCUUUCAUGUACAUCAGAGAACACACACAGGGGAGAAGCCAUAUGAAUGUAACACAUGUGGAAAGUCUUUUGCCUGCAAGUCAAACCUCAAUAACCAUCAGAGAAUACACACAGCAGAGAAGCCAUAUGAAUGUAACACAUGUGGAAAGUCUUUCCGAUGGAUGACAGAUCUCCGCAAACAUCAGAGAACACACACAGGAGAGAAACCUUACAAAUGUAACAAAUGUGGCAAGUCUUUCAACCACAAUUCAGCCUUUCAUGGACAUCAGAGAACACACAAGGGAGAAAAUCCAUAUGAAUGUGACACAUGUGGAAUCAACCGCAAGUCAGAUCUUGGCAAACAUCAGAGAAUACACACAGGAGAGAAACCAUAUGAAUGUAACAAAUGUGGACAUUCUUUUGCCUCCAACUCAAACCUCAAGAAGCAUCAGAGAAUACACAGAGAGGAGAAGCCAUAUGAAUGUAACACAUGUGGAAAUUUGUUCAUCAAGAAGUCAAUCCUCAAUGAGCAUCAGAGAACACAGCUGGUGGAGAAAGCUCAUGAAUGUCACAUACAUGGAAAGUCUUUAACUGAGAAGUCAAAUCUCAGUGCACAUCAGAAGACACACAGGAGAAACCAUAUGAAUGUAACACAUGUGGAAAGUCUGUCAUUCACAAGUCAACCCUCAAUGUGCACCAGAGAAUGCUCACAGGUGAGAAACCAUAUGAAUGUAAUGCAUGUGGAAAGUCCUUCAUCAAGAAUUCAUUUCUCAGUGAGCAGCAGACAACACAUAAAGAAGAGGAUUCUUAUGAGUGCAACACAUGUGGAAAGUCAUUAAGAUGGAUGUCAAAUCUCUACAGGCAUAACAGAACACACACAGGCAAGAAGUCUUAGUAAUGCAACACAUGUGCAAAGUCUUUCCACUGCAAGUCAAACUACGAUGUUCAUCAAAGAACACACACAGGAAAGAAACCUUAUGACUGUAACAAAUGUGGAAAGUCUUUCACCUAUAAGUCAGUUUGUAACAGACAUUAGAGUUUAGGGGCUGGGAAUAUGAGAAAUCAGCAUCAAAUCAGAAAGAUGGAAACAAAGAUUCUAAGAGCUUUGAACUUUGGUCUGAGCCACCCUGGAACCAUGCACCUCCAUCAUAGUGCACAAAUGUUGGAGAGGUUGAUGUUGAGCAGCAGACUUUGACCAAAUACCUGGGGGCGCUGACUAUGUUGGACUAUGAAAUGAUGCACUUUCCCCCUCAAAUUGCAGCAGGAGCUUUUUACUUUCCACUGGGAAUUCUUGACAGUUUUGCAUGGACACUACCUCUUCAUUACCUGUCUUUCACUGAGGAAUCCCUUUUUCCUCUACGUCUUUUCUUCUAAGCUGCUUUCAAGGUACUAGGGACCUCAACUAAUGUAUACAGUUGCCACAUUUGUUUAUAAACUUGGCACUUUUUUUUGUAACUGCAGUUUAUUUCUAAUAUGGUGAAGAGAAGUAAAACUGUUACUUCUAUAGAGCAUAACUGUGUGUGAGCGAAGUCAUUUUGGAGAGCUUUUUACCUAGUUCUGUUUCUCAGUUAAAGCCUGCCACCUCGUUCUGGUUCUUUGGAUGCUUGCUUCCCUGCUUCUGUUCUCAUCACUUUCUUGAGCUACCAAAUUUUCUUUUUUGUAACUUUCUCACUUUAAAUCUGCAUUCUAAAUCCAGUUUUCAUUUUAUGUGUUUGUUUUUGUUUAUUCGUUGGGAAAAUAAAACAUGAUAUUCAGAACAAAAAAAGUUAAUUUUCCCUACCUUUCUGAAUUUUAUGCUCCUGAAGGAUAUUGACAGAUUAAAAUACAUCUAGCCUCCACUGCCCUUUGAAAACAUCCAUAUAUGUGAGUUGCUGUGGAGCAU
Messenger RNA from Perognathus longimembris pacificus (Pacific pocket mouse), 3646 nucleotides. Its product is annotated as zinc finger protein 345-like. The record is from RefSeq and is a predicted model, not a curated record. Gene Ontology annotation, molecular function: RNA polymerase II transcription regulatory region sequence-specific DNA binding; DNA-binding transcription factor activity, RNA polymerase II-specific. Lineage: Eukaryota; Metazoa; Chordata; Mammalia; Rodentia; Heteromyidae. Gene Ontology annotation, cellular component: nucleus. Gene Ontology annotation, biological process: regulation of transcription by RNA polymerase II.